Molecule: messenger RNA, 1538 nt
Organism: Osmerus eperlanus (European smelt)
Lineage: Eukaryota; Metazoa; Chordata; Actinopteri; Osmeriformes; Osmeridae
Gene: mtfmt
Product: mitochondrial methionyl-tRNA formyltransferase
Exons: 9
Coding region: 193-1395 (400 amino acids)
Biological process (GO): biosynthetic process; conversion of methionyl-tRNA to N-formyl-methionyl-tRNA
Cellular component (GO): mitochondrion
Molecular function (GO): methionyl-tRNA formyltransferase activity
Source: RefSeq, a predicted model, not a curated record
UUCACGAUAGGAAAAACAGAAAAACAUGGCGGCGCCCAUAGAAGGAGUGUCAGAUGAAGCUGUAGCCUGACUUUCCAAAUACAGCUAAGCGAUUCAUUAUUUGUAUUAAUCCUGUAGUCGAUUCAAAUAUAUUGGACAUUUGAUAUUCCUGCUCCUGCAAUUAUCAAGUGUAUUGCAUUUAGGUAGGUGAAGAUGUGGAAUACUGUCAGUGCAAAACAAAUGGGUUGGAAGACACUCCAUAACAUGUGCAGUUAUUGCAUACAGAGACAUGUUUCUGUCCGACUGUGUAAUCGAAGAAUCCAUAUCAAACAUAGAUGUGGUGGACCCAUCCCUGACCAGACACUGACAGUUGGCACCAUUAAGGAUUCGACACCAGGACCACCUUGGAGAAUAUUGUUUUUAGGCACUGAUGAUUUUGCAGUAGAAUCCCUAAAACUGCUCUCCACGUUCAGAAAGUCCAGUGAUGGAGUUGUGGAGUCACUUGAGGUUGUCACACUAGAUAAUGAUGUCCCAGUGAAGAGGUUUGCUGAGGUGAACAGUCUCCCGGUUCACACAUGGCCUCUUGGAGAUCUCCAGGGCCGGUUUGAUGUUGGAGUGGUGGUGUCCUUCGGCUGCCUACUCCGGGAGAGACUAAUCAACCAAUUUCCAUAUGGGAUCCUGAAUGUCCACCCCAGCCUGCUCCCCAGGUGGCGAGGCCCAGCCCCGGUGUUCCACACUAUCCUGCAUGGGGACACCGUCACGGGGGUCACUGUCAUGCAAAUACGAGCCAAAAGGUUUGAUGUGGGUCCCAUUCUUCACCAGGGAUUCCACCAGAUCCCUGAGAACUGCACUGCUGACCAGCUAGGAGCAACCCUGGCUGCUCAGGGAGCUAGCCUGUUGAUGGAGACUUUGAAGAACCUUCCUGAGAGAAUAUUACACCAAAGGGAGCAAGACAAAGAGGGUGCAACAUUAGCACCUAAAAUAAACGCGUCUAUGAGCUGGAUGGUGUGGGAGGAGCAGACCUGUGCCCAAAUUGACCGCCUGUAUCGUGCUAUUGGAUCUCGAAUCCCGUUGAGGACCAUUUGGAUGGGGAAAACAGUCAAGUUGUUGGACUUUGUCGGCACAUGCAAUAUAUCUCUUUCAGGGAGAGGAAGGAAGCCAGUGCCAGGAUGCAUCAGCUACCAGAAAGAAUUAGACACAUUGGCUGUCUGUUGUAAGGAUGGCUGGGUGGGAUUCAAGGCAGUGAUACUAAAGAAGAGACUGUCUGCAACAGACUUCUACAAUGGCUACCUCCACCAGAGCUUUCAGAAGAGAUCCUCUCACCAGACACAGGAGUGCCUGUUUGUCAGCAACAAGAACAGAACUGAGCUCCAGCCAAUAGGAGAGAACACAUUGACACAACAUACUGUCCAUUAAGGCUCAUAAUAUAGUAACCAUUGUACAAUGGCAUCUCAUUUGAUGGAGUUAAUAUUAUUCUUUGCAAAGAAUUUCUCUUUCUCUGUCUGUUUUAAGACAACUGAAUAUCAACAUGAAUGUAAUAAAGUGGCAUUCUUCACAAA